Mytilus californianus (California mussel) is the source of this 6646-nucleotide messenger RNA. Its product is annotated as casein kinase I-like. The transcript has 12 exons. Gene Ontology annotation, molecular function: protein serine/threonine kinase activity; ATP binding. NCBI's taxonomy places the organism in Eukaryota, Metazoa, Mollusca, Bivalvia, Mytilida, Mytilidae. Gene Ontology annotation, cellular component: cytoplasm; plasma membrane; nucleus. The coding region runs from base 350 to 1702 and encodes 450 amino acids. The record is from RefSeq and is a predicted model, not a curated record. Gene Ontology annotation, biological process: endocytosis; positive regulation of canonical Wnt signaling pathway; peptidyl-serine phosphorylation.
UUUACUUGUCAAACAGCUGGUAAAUGUAGUCCAGAACAAAAACUAUGAAGUGGAAAUGACAAUAACAUUUGGCCGAUCUCGCAAAUAUGCUAGUCAAUUACCUUAAUUUUGGACACUUUACAAGAGAGUUAGUCAAUGUGUCAUCUCAAGGCUGGGGUUAACUAAGCUAUCAGUUCUAAAUUCAUACAUAAAUAUUGUUAUCCGGCAUAAAAUGAUCGACAACUCUGACACAUUUCAUGUGCUGGAACAUGUACUCUCAUAUCAUCUUCUAUCGCUGGUGGUUAUUUCACGUUAACAUUUGUAGAUAACAUUUAGUAGAGACGCGUGUGUGUGUUUGAAUUUAAUUAGUAUGCAGAAAAGACCCGAAUACGAAAAAAGUGAAGAUCAAAGUAGACGUAAAACUAGUGGAAGAAGCAUGCACACGUCUGGAAGACCAGGCCCACCAGGCUCCAGCAAUUCUGGGGUUCUUAUGGUUGGACCAAACUUUAGAGUUGGCAAGAAAAUAGGGCAUGGCAACUUUGGCGAAAUACGCCUUGGGAAGAAUCUGUACAAUAAUGAACAUGUGGCCAUAAAAUUGGAGUCUAUGAAGUCUAGAGCUCCACAACUUCACUUAGAAUACAGAUUUUAUAAACAGCUUGGUCAAGCAGAGGGGAUACCAAAUGUGUAUUAUUUUGGACCAUGUGGGAAGUAUAAUGCCCUGGUAUUAGAGUUACUAGGACCUAGUCUAGAAGAUCUGUUUGAUCUCUGUGACAGAAAAUUUUCUCUUAAGACUGUCUUGAUGAUAGCUAUACAACUGCUCACAAGAAUGGAAUUUGUGCAUUCUAAACAUUUAAUAUAUAGGGAUGUAAAACCAGAAAAUUUUUGUAUAGGAAGACAGUCUACGAAGAAACAGCAUAUUAUUCAUAUAAUUGACUUUGGUCUUGCAAAGGAAUAUAUAGACCCUGAAACACAUAAACAUAUUCCAUAUAGGGAGCAUAAAAGUCUCACAGGAACGGCCAGAUACAUGAGUAUAAAUACUCAUUUAGGCAAAGAACAAAGUAGACGAGAUGAUUUAGAAGCAUUAGGUCACAUGUUUAUGUACUUCCUGAGAGGAAGUUUACCGUGGCAAGGAUUGAAAGCUGAUACACUCAAAGAGAGGUAUCAGAAAAUUGGGGAUACAAAGAGAGCAACCCCAAUAGAAGUUUUAUGUGAAAACUUUCCAGAUGAACUUGCCACAUAUUUAAGAUAUGUACGACGGUUGGAUUUUUUUGAAACGCCAGAUUAUGAUUACUUGCGGAAGUUGUUCACCGACCUAAUGGAAAAAAUGAAUUAUAAUUUAGAUUGGGAAUAUGAUUGGACUGGAAGACAGCCAACCCCAUCAGACACAUCAGCACCAAAAGAAGAACCUGCUAAGGUGAGGCCAAACAAGACAAAUACAUAUCAAUCUGGUAACGCAUGGGGUGAACCCCGGCACACCGGAAAUUAUCUGGGUGCCAACCUUGCUGCCGAUAGACUAGGGGGAUCUGUACAGAUUCCAGAAAAACGAGACUUACGAAUGAGAAAUCAGGUGGUGAACUCAACAAAUGGAGACCUUGCCCCUGAUGACCCUACAGGUGCUCAAUCUAACACACCUUUCAACAACCAGGGACAGAGAGAUGAAGAUCAAAGUGAAACAAAGUGCUGCUUCUUCAGACGGAGAAAGAAAAAGAAGAGUCGACGAUAAAGACAUACAUAAACAAACAAACAUGGCUGUCCAUGACUUAUAUAAAUGCUGACAGAGAUCUGUAUCAUUGUGAUAAACUCAAGCUUUACUGUCAAUCAUAUUGUUGUUCAGCAUUUUAUAGUGCUUAUCAUUUAUUUUCUCUUAUUAUUGAAACAUAAGACCACACUUAAGGGGUUUUGGGUAGUAAUAAAGUGUUUUUGCCACAUAUUAAUUUUGAUUAUUGAUACAUUAUUUCAAAAUGUUACAGCUUGUAUGCAGAUAGCACUUAUAGCUCUUUUUAUAUUGAAAGUUUGAUGUGUGAUAUGGAUUUUAAGAGUUUAUUAAAAUUACAUAGAAGAAAGUUUCAGUUGUAAAUGUUUUUUUAUCAAAAUGGCUGAAAAAUUACAAGCUGUCUCUUACAGAAUUCAUUAAUCACCAUUAAGGCUGUUACAUGAAAGCCUCAAAAAAUGAAGUUCAGCCUUUUGAAUUUCCUCUUUUCUCAUGUAUGCAGUUACUUCCUUUCAUUACGGAAUUGUUUCCUUUGUUUUUGGGUGGAGAACAUGUUUUACAAUGUGUAUUUUCUGCGAAGGUAUUUAAUUCUGUAUUUUAAAUUCACAAUUUCAAUGAUGAUAUUUUUUUUUUUAAUUACAGGCAGAUUUUUUUAAAUAUAUUAUUUAACUUAUCCUCUAGGGAAAUAACUGCUACUGCUUGACAGGGUUGUAACUUAUGUAAUGAGAAAAGAGGGAGUUAAAAGUCAAGUAAAGCUUGGGAACAUUAUUCAUUUCAUUGCUCAUUAUACAAUUUCUUGAUGGGCUAUGAAACAAAUAUGCAGAAAUUUUUACUAUUGAUAUAUUAUAAACAUAUAUGUAGGUAAACUUUUUUGUUAUUAGUGUUAAGAAAUUCCCCCAAAAUACUAUAAAAUGUCAGAAAUAAAAAAAGACUGCUUUUAUUGUAUCUCUUUGAUACAGAUGCUGUUGUUUCACAAACAAGAAAAAAGUAAAAAAGAGAGGAGUAAAAAGUCGCAAAUGACACAUGGGCCUGGACCAAGAAAUAGAUACAGUUCCAUUGUAUUGUGAAGAGGAUGUACCAACAUUUGACACUGGACAUCCAACCAUCAUUACACUCCAGGGAAUAGCUAAUCAUUCUUACUUGUAAUGCUCAAAACUUGUGGUUGCAGUUUUGCUACCUCACUGAAAACUUUUAAUUAAAGCAUUUAUCAGCUUAUCUUCUUUUAAUGGGGUGUGAUUUUGUUAUGUGUGACCUUGUAAGCUCACAUCAGAUCCGAUUAUGUACAAAGCGUGAUUGAUAUUUUUUUCACAGAAUAAAGUGCUAAUCAAACAUUAAAUCAUUAAGACUUUAAAUAUUCAGUGCUUUAAAUCCUAUUUGAAAUGAAAGAUUUAAUGAAUAGAUUUCAGUAAAAUUUUCUAAGGUUGUCAAUGUUACAAAUUUUGAAGAUUUUGUACAAUUUUGAAACUAGUUAAAAGCUUUUUUAAAAUGAUUGGGAGCAUUGAUAGGAAGUUCAUUUUCACAAUUUUUCCAAUACAAGGACCACACUUUAAAGGAACUAGUUCUCAUCAGCACUAAAAAUUGAUCUAGAAACAUAUCUUUACAAUGAGUUGGUGACUUUAGAUAUUAUACAAUUGAAAUAAAUUGAAGUUUUGUUGUAUUGAUAUAAAAAGGGGGCCAUGAUGUAUUGAUGUAGAAUGUUCCAAAAGUUUCAAAAAUCAAAUUUAAAAAAAAAAAGUUUGUGCCAAUAUCAUUAGAAUAUCUCAUCUUUAAUUAAAAGUAUGUGUGGACAGCCAUUAUAGAACUGUAGUAUUUCUUGAUCCAUGGCCAUACAAUUGGACAUUUAUAGUCAUUCCGUAUUAAAUGAUCCGUGUUGUACUUACACAUUUUUACUAUUUUGAAAGUUUGUAUAGAAUGUUUUUUCAUCAAGACUAUGUAAGAAAAAUGUUUAAAGCAUUUACAGGAGUGGACACAUGGUGGGAAUAGGUCACCUUCAUACAUCUGAGUUAGACACUAUCAUUAACCAACAUUAUAUCAGAAGACCAUUCAUUUACCAGUAAGAUAAAAAGACUUGAAGUUGACAAACUUUUUCAAAUGAAAUUUCAAUAAUUUUUUGAAUGUUAGUGAAGUGUAAGGAAGACAAUAAUUUUGUUAUCAGCUGGGUCAUACUUUGAAAUUAUUUCCACAUUUCAUCAAUUUUGUGAAUCAUAUGGUAGAUGAAUCUACUAUCUUUUAUUAUUCUCUUUUACUUUAGUUGUGCCUUCUGUUUCUAACACAAAAAUAUAUACAUUUUAACAGUUUAAAUGUUAUUCUUUGAAGUCUUCAUAGUCCUGCAUGAUUAGAGUUGUAUUUAGAAGAUCAUAUUUUGUUAAAAAAAAGUUUUUGUAACCUAAUAAACAAUUUUGACUGCUGUUGUUCUAUUGAAAAUUGAUAAGAUAAACUUAUGAUAUAAUCUUUCCUGUUAUAAGCCAUGUGUUUACUUCUGUAAACUUAAUGGAAAGUUCCAAGAACACUAAGAAAGUGGAUGUUUUGAUAACAUAGAAUGCAAGUAUCAAGCAUAGCUUCUUCAGAGUGCAUGAAUGUAAAAUAUGUCAUAUAUAUUUUUUGGUGAAUGCAUGAAAAUAGCAACUCUCAGUGAGAAGUAUGUGUGAAGUUUUACUUAAAUAAAAAAAAAACAUUUUUAUUGAGUUGUAACUUAAGCCUGUACCUUUUUCAUUGUUUUAGAUAUUUUCAUAAUUUUUUUUCGAAAUGAAAAUGUGUACCAUAGAGAUAAAGAGAUUUGAGCAAUGAUUGGAGUAUUUGGUGUUGAAGCGAGCCUAGGUGUCACUAAUGUAUAAAUAUUCUGAAGAAAAAAUUUUAACAUACUGCAAUCUAUUGAAUAUUUGUUAUGGAAGUUGAUAUGAUUGUUAAAUUUUAUGUCUUAUUAGCAGCUAUUUAUGGAUCUCAUAUUAUUCCAUUAAUUACGCUACUUGUCUAUAUAUGUGAUGUUAUAACAUGUUGAUUGAAAGCACGAUUAAUAAUGUAUUGCAAAGUUUUUUUAUGUUAUACUAUUUUUACAGUAAAAUAAUUGAACUACAAAAUGUCAGAUUUCUAAUAUUUGACUCAGAUGUAUUAUAAAUGAAGAAUAUAUAUUUAGCAGAUAAAAACUAAUAACAGCAGCCUAAGGAGAAUUUGUAUUGUUCUUAUUUAGUGCAAUGGUUUGCUUUUGUGUUUUUCUGGUCCUUCCACUGGCAUUCUGUAGAUCCAGUUUAACAGAUUUUUGUUUGUCAAAGUUAUUUUAUAACCUCUUCAAUAAGAUGACAAUCAAAGAAAGAUGAAAUGAACUGUCCACUUUAUUAUAUUUCCAUCAUUGUUAAUGGAAUAAUUCAUGCACUGGAAAUAUAAUUCAACUCUCUCAUCAUUUGAAAAUUUAUUUACAAAAUACUUAAUCUCGAUGUAAAAGUUAAAGAAUGUUCUUUGCCAUAUUAAGAUAUGUAAAAGUAUGAUUGCGUUGAUGUAGUUUGGAUGGUGAAUGGUGGACGUACAACUGAAAUUGUAAUUUAUAUUGUUUGUUGAUGCCGUAGAAUCUCUGUUUCAGUGAAGGCUGACACAGAUUAACUUUGGUGCAAUACAUAAUAGUGUUUUUGUUGGACACACAUGUAAGGAAGGUGUGUACUGUGACCAAAUAUUGGAAUCGUGACUGUCAAUGAAUAUCAUAUUUCUUUUGUUACAAAUGAUUUAAAUCUAUAAUGUAGAUAAGUGAUAUAUAUCAACUCAUGUUUAAGGAAGCCUAAUUUUCCAGCAAAAUCUGUUUCUUUUAAAAAAAAAACUGUUAUUUUGAUUACACAUUUUCUGCCUAACUUUUCAUUUGCAGAUGGAAACAUUCCUUAGAUAAAAGUUUUAAUUAAUCUUUACUUUUUUAUCUUGGCCAUUUUAAAUGUGAAAUGCUACAACAUUGCUAUUUUAAUAUCAUUUAUAUUCUUUUUUGUGGUUUAUAAAAAUACAUUUUGUAGUGUCUAAAAUGUUUGUAUUUAUUAACACUGUUUACUUCAUAAUGCAUUUAUAUUAGAUUUUCAGUAAAAUGUCGCUGACCAUUUUAAUAAAUAUUGAUUUUGUUGAUUACGAUGUUACUCUGUGGAUCAAAUUUGUAAAAUUGAAACAAAUUAAAGGCAAACCAGAAAUUAAACAACCAAGUUUCUAUAGGGUUUCUCUUUGCUGCAUAAUUUUAUGAGCAUUUUGAACUUUGCUACAAGGAAUGCAAUUUUAUAGCAUAAUAUAGUAUAUGUUUUCAUAGAAGAGGUCUGUUAUCUUUAGAUGCUUCAAAUGAUGUUGAAAUAAGGAACAUAUAAAAUCUUCAUCAGAAAAGGGGGGAUUUAUGGUUUGUUUAUAACUAAGCAGAGCCUCUAAUAAAUAAGAAAUGAACAUUUUAGUAAACAGUCAAUGAAGAUCAAGAUUUAUGCACCCAAUAUAACCUCCAUUUGAUUAAUUGUGAACAUAUGUUGAGAUUUCUGACCUUACCAGACUGUUAAAGACCGAAAAAGCUAACAUAAUUAUGGAUAAAAUCAAUGAUAUAAAGUGUCAGUCAUCUGUCAAUUUUCUGAUAGGUUUUAAAUUUUUAUUGAAAGCCAUUCAUUAAAGCUGCAAAUAGUUACACAAUGAUGAUUUUUUUGCUUCAUAUAAAUGUAUGAAAGAGAUGUUUUAUAAUUUGAACACUGAUUGAUCAGUGUUCAACUAUUGUCUGUAUAGAUGCAUUAAGACCAUAUUGCUUUCCAUUUAAUUGAUCAUCGAAUGGUUGACAUUCAUAUAAUAUUGUUAUACAUUUGGUGAAUUGUUUAUCAAGUGAUUUUAGUAUUAUGUUUAUUUCAUUUGUGUACAGUUGAUGAUUUGUGCAUACAACAAUUUAAAAAAAACAUUACAUUUUAGGAUAAUUCUUAGAGAUGCUGUGCUCUUCAUGAAAAUAAAAUCAUAUUUCUUAUAAAA